Messenger RNA from Coregonus sp. 'balchen', 11186 nucleotides. NCBI's taxonomy places the organism in Eukaryota, Metazoa, Chordata, Actinopteri, Salmoniformes, Salmonidae. The record is from the annotation of a GenBank genome assembly.
AUGUAUCUACAGUCUGUCAGCAUACUGAUGAAACCAUAAACAAUUGAUAUACAAUGGUUUUCAAACUCUCUCUCUUCUCUCUCUAUCCUCUCUCUCCUCUAGUUCUUUGUGCUGUGCCAUGGCAUGCUCCAGCUGGCCCAGCUGUUGGUGUCUGGAUAUCUGAAGAGCUCCAUCUCCACCAUAGAGAGACGCUAUGGCUUCUCCAGCCAGAAGUCUGGCAUCUUGGCAUCGUUCAAUGAGGUAAGCCUACACCUAACCCUGACCCUAAUCCACCACUCUACUGGGCUGGUCAAGAUAACUGGAAGAUAGACUGAUAAAUUCCAGAUCCAUGCAGGUUCAGAUUAUUAUUUUUAUUCAUAAAGGGUCUACCAAGUGACAAUGUAUGAAAAAAUGGUGUACUUUAUAUGUUUACAUGUGAGAGGGUGCACAUGAGUGUGUUAAUGGUUGUGUUUGUGUGAGUGUGUUGUGUUGUGUUCAUGAUUCUGUAUGUGUGUGUUUAUGUGUUUGUGUAGGUGGGGAACACAGUCCUGAUAGUGUUUGUUAGUUUCUUUGGUAGCCGUAUCCACAGACCACGGUUCAUUGGUGGAGGGGCACUGGUGGCCAGUCUGGCUGCUCUGAUGAUGUCUCUGCCUCAUUUCAUCAGUGGCCCAUACAAGUACACAGACCAUAUCAGCAGUAAGUCACAUACACACACACACAUACAGUACAUAAAGUUGAAGUCGGAAGUUUACAUACACCUUAGCCAAACACAUUUAAACUCAGUUAUUCACAAUUCCUGACAUUUAAUCCUAGUAAAAAUUCCCUGUCCUAGGUCAGUCAGGAUCACCACUUUAUUUGAAGAAUGUGAAAUGUCAGAAUAAUAGCAGAGAGAAUUGUUCAUCUCAGCUUUUAUUUAUUUCAUCACAUUCCCAGUGGGUCAGAAGUUUACAUACACUCAAUUAGUAUUUGGUAGCAUUGCCUUUAAAUUGUUUAACUUGGGUCAAAACGUUUUGGGUAGCCUUCCACAAGCUUCCCACAGUAAGUUGGGUGAAUUUUGGCCCAUUCCUCCUGACAGAACUGGUGUAACUGAAUCAGGUUUGUAGGCCUCCUUGCUCGCACACGUUUUUUCAGUUCUUCCCACAUAUUUUCUAUAGGAUUGAGGUCAGGGCUUUGUGAUGGCCACUCCAAUACCUUGACUUUGUUGUCCUUAAGCCAUUUUGUCACAACUUUGGAAGUAUGCUUGGGGUCGUUGUCCAUUUGGAAGACCCAUUUGCGACCAAGCUUUAACUUCCUGACUGAUGUCUUGAGAUGUUGCUUCAAUAUAUCCACAUCAUUUUCCUUCCUCAUGAUGCCAUCUAUUUUGUGAAGUGCACCAGUCCCUCCUGCAGCAAAGCACCUCCACAGCAUGAUGCUGCCACCCCCGUGCUUCACGGUUGGGAUGGUGUUCUUUGGCUUGCAAGGCACCCCCUUUUUCCUCCAAACAUAACGAUAGUCAUUAUGGCCAAACAGUUCUAUUUUUGUUUCAUCAGACCAGAGGACAUUUCUCCAAAAAGUACGAUCUUUGUCCCCAUGUGCAGUUGCAAACCGUAGUCUGGCUUUUGUAUGGCGGUUUUGGAGCAGUGGCUUCUUCCUUGCUGAGCGGCCUUUCAGGUUAUGUCGAUAUAGGACUAAUUUUACUGUGGAUAUAGAUACUUUUGUACCUGUUUCUUCCAGCAUCUUCACAAGGUCCUUUGCUGUUGUUCUGGGAUUGAUUUGCACUUUUCGCACCAAAGUACGUUAAUCUCUAGGAGACAGAAUGCGUCUCCUUCCUGAGCGGUAUGACAGCUGCGUGGUCCCAUGGUGUUUGUACUUGUGUACUAUUGUUUGUACAGAUGAAUGUGGUACCUUCAGGCGUUUGGAAAUUGCUCCCAAGAAUGAACCAGACUUGUGGAGGUCUACCAUUUAUUUUCUGAGGUCUUGGCUGAUUUCUUUUGAUUUUCCCAUGAUGUCAAGCAAAGAGGCACUGAGUUUGAAGGUAGGCCUUGAAAUACAUCCACAGGUACACCUCCAAUUCACUCAAAUGAUGUCAAUUAGCCUAUUAGAAGCUUCUAAAGCAUGACAUCAUUUUCUGGAAUUUUCCAAGCUGUUUAAAGGCACAGUCAACUUAGUGUAUGUAAACUUCUGACCCACUGGAAUUGUGAUACAGUGAAUUAUAAGUGAAAUAAUCUGUCUGUAAACAAUAAUUGGAAAUAUUACUUGUGUCAUGCACAAAGUAGAUGUCCUAACCGACUUGCCAAAACUAAAGUCUGUUUACAAGAAAUUUGUGGAGUGGUUGAAAAACGAGUUUUAAUGACUCCAACCUAAGUGUAUGUAAACUUCCGACUUCAACUGUACAUAUGUUUGUUUGAAUCUCAAAACAAAAUUAGUAGGUAUCACCUAACUCUUAGCUCCUUCCUACCUCUACCUGUGUUCCAUAGAAUCCAAGGAUGACAACUCUGGCCUCUGCCAAUUAGAGAGCUCUUUCCAAACACCCUUGUCCAAUCACAGCUGCACGCAGCAGGAGAGUCACUCCCAGCAGGGAGUAUUCCCACUCCUGCUCCUAGGACAGCUACUCCUGGGAAUCGGCGGCGUUCCCAUCCAACCCUUCGGAAUCUCCUACAUUGAUGACUACGCCAGCAAGAGGAACUCUCCCCUCUACCUCGGUACGAGCACUGGGAGUGACUGGGAAACACAGGGAAUUCUUGGAAUACUGGGAAUACACAUUCUGAUGCAAGUCUUUUGGCCCAAAACGUCAAUGUUUGUAAAUAGAAAUCAAUAGUAUUGCUGUUGUUUUUUUUAAAUGGAGAGUUGCACCAAUCUUCUCUAACAUUCCUGCAACUUUUGGCUUCCAAUUCUGAGAAUACUUGCAUGGACAUUAGAAUGAGUGUUAGAUUAGGAAUUUCACACAUAACCCUGGUGCAGGAGGUGGGAAAGUAGUAAUGAAACUAAAGUGAAUGUAUUAUAUCCACUCGUUGUUUUGCUGCUCUCAAGGCUGUGUCAUGUGUCUUUAUGAUAAAAUGAUACUUGACAUCAGUAAACAAUGGGAAGACUUUCAUUUUCUUUUCAUCAACUUCGAAGUAUGAUCUGGGGAGAAAGCAAACGAUAAGCAUUAUUUUUCAUGUCACUGUAUUGGUCCCACAACAGGGGUGAUAUGUCUGACUGUGGUUCCUCCUGCAGGUAUCCUCCUGGCUGUCACGUCUAUCGGUCCUGCUUUUGGCUUUUUGAUGGGCUCCUACAUGUUGCGCUUUUAUGUCGACAUCGACAAGAUGUCCAAAGGUGAGCACACACACAAAAUGCAUCAUACUGUGACACUUUCUGUAAGUUCUACAGUGCCUUCAGAAAGUAUUCACACCCCUUGACUUUUUCCACAUGUUGUUGUGUUAUAGCUUGAAUUUAAAAUUGAUUACAUUGAGAUUUUGUGUCACUGGCAUACACACAAUAUCCCAUAAUGUCAAAGUGAAAUUCUGUUUUUAUUAAUUAAUUAAAAUUGAAACGCUGAAAUGUCUUGAGUCAAUAAGUAUUCAGCCCCUUUGAUUUGGCAAGCCUAAAUAAGUUCAGGAGUAAAAAUGUGCUUAACAAGUCACAUACUACGUUGCAUGGACUCACUCUGUGUGCAAAAAUUGUGCUUUUUAACAUGAUUUUUGAAUGACUUCCUCAUCUCUGUACCCCAAACAUACAAUUAGCUGUAAGGUCCCUCAGUCGAGCAGAGAAUUUCGAACACAGAUUCAACCACAAAGACCAGGGAGGUUUACCAAGGCCUCGCAAAGAAGGGCACCUUUUGGUAGAUGGGUAAAAAUAAUGUUCGCUUUUGUUGUCAGAAUGUUUAAAGAACAUUCAAUUUUACAGGUCAGAAAACGUAGGGCUUCGUUCCUCGAACCAAUCUGAAACCAAAAAACACAUGUUCCCAUAACUUCCAAGGAACCAAAUGUGCUAGGUCUCUUACUCAUUCCCUCACUGAUUCACUCAUUGAUUCUCUCUCUCUCUCUCUCUCUCUCUCUCUCUCUCUCUCUCUCUCUCUCUCUCUCUCUCUCUCUCUCUCUCUCUCUCUCUCUCUCUCUCUCCUCUUUAUCUCUCUCUCUCUCUCUCUCUCUCUCACACUCACACUCACACUCACACUCACACUCACACACACACACACACACACACACACACAGACACACACUCCCAGGUAUUCCUCAGAUGUUCACAGCAUGUCAGGAGCUGAUAUAGGUUAGGAUUGAACCGGGAUGUGGACAUGAAGUUGGGGUUAGAAUACAAUAUUGGGUGGGUUAUGUACUAAAGGUUGGUGUUAAGGUGUGCUACAGGUCAACUUCAAGGUGCAUGUAAUGAGGUCCUCCUCUUAUAGUUUCCUUUACAAGCCUGAAUAAAACUCUGAAUGAUUGUGUUUUAAUAAACAGGGUUUAGUGGAGACUAGCUGGAAUAAUGUUGAUGAUAACGGCGAUCUUAUCUUUACUCCACUCCUGUGAAUUCUAACAGGCAAACAUUUACAGUGCAUUCGGAAAGUAUUCAGACCCCUUUACUUUUUCCACAUUUUGUUGCAUUGCAGCCUUAUUCUAAAAUGUAUUAAAUUGUUGUUGUUUUCUCAUCAAUCUACACACAAUACCCCAUAAUGACAAAGCAAAAUCUGGUUUUUAUACAUUUUUGCAAAAGAAUAAAAAAUUAAACUGAAAUAUCACAUUUACACAAGUAUUCAGAUCCUUUACUCAGUACUUUAUUGAAACACCUUUGGCAGCAAUUACAGCCUCAAGUCUUCUUGGGUACGACGCUACAAGAUUGGCACACCUGUAUUUGGGGAGUUUCUCCCAUUUUUCUCUGCAGAUCCUCUCAAGCUCUGUCAGCUUGGAUGGGGAGCGUCGCACAGCUAUUUUUAGGUCUCUCCAGAGAUGUUCGAUCGGGUUCAAGUCCGGGCUCUGGCUGGGCCACUCAAGGACAUUCAGAGACUUGUCCCGAAGCCACUCCUGCGUUGUCUUGGCUGUGUGCUUAGGGUCGUUGUCCUGUUCGAAGGUGAACCGUCGCCCCAGUCUGAGGACCUGAGCGCUCUGGAGCAGGUUUUCAUCAAGGACUUUUCCAAUCGACCUCAUUCUGUGUGAACCACAGCCACCAGGACAGACAUGAUCUAUCCCUGCAAUGCUUCAGACACCUCAGAAACAGGACUUACCCCAGUCAUGGACCAGUUUCCGGUCUUUCCAGUUUCAUGUAAUUGGUCUCAACUUUCCAGUUUGAUGCACCUCAUUUAUCAUGGUGUGAGAGCGUUGUUAAUGAUUGGGGACAUGUUCAAACUGUUCAAACGCCUACUGAAGUACAUGUGUGUGUAUGGCGUGUGUGUGGAUACGUGGGUGCAUAUCUAUAGUUAUUUACUUCUGUAGAAAAGUGCAUGAUAUCAGACACAUUUCUGUGAAAUAAAUGAGCUUAUUCCCUUUUUGGAGGAAAAUUGGUUCUUAACUGGAAUUCCGGUGUCUCUGAACAGCUGGUAUGACCUCAUUCACUCCGUCUUUCACUUUAGUCAUUCAGAAUGAAUGUGGAGUUUCUCACAGUGAAAGAGAAAAGGACUUCUUCCUGGAAACUGCUGUCAGUUAGACAGGGAUUCAAUGUUCUGUUGAACAAUGCCAAGGACAGAAAUGUACUUUCUUUCCUAAUAUCAAAAAUUGCUCAAAAGGUAAUAGCAUUUAAAACCAGGAACUGUUCUCAGGGUGCACUUCAAUACAUACAGUACCUUUGAUUCAAAUGGAUAUUGAAUUGAAUAGUUGAUUGAAUAUUGUAAUUUUAUUAUUUAUGAAUACUGUACUUUGCCACUAAUUCAGUAACAUGUCUUUCUCCUGUCUGCAGAUCAGAUAGGUCUGGAGCGAAGGGACCCUCGCUGGGUGGGAGCCUGGUGGCUAGGCUUCUUGGUGGCAGCCUCCUUCCUCUUCCUCACCUCCCUGCCCUACCUCUUCUUCCCCCGGCAGAUGCCCAAAGAGGUGUAGUAUGGGAUACCAGCUGACAAGUUGUCACAGUCAUGAUAUAUAUUUAUGAUUGAUUGACUUUACUCCUUUAUUAAGCAUUAACUAAGAAAAUGUAAUGAAAGUUGCACAAUCUUCUCUUAUAGAAAAAAUGUGGUUCAGAGAAAGAGUGAUGUGGUUUGACCUUGUUGAAUAAGGUCCUGGCUGAUAUCUAUCAUGAUAAUGGAAUGUUUAAAAAGAGGUUGAGACUUUGGUUCAUGUUUCUCUCAUCAGUCAUCUGGCACAAAGAAGAAUCAUUGUGCCAGGUCUUGCUCAAUAGUGAAGGAUAUUACAUUAACAUCCCAAAGCAUAGACGUACACACACACACACACACACACACACACACACACACACACACACACACACAGUCUCUUGAUCGCUGGCCAAGGCUUUAAAAGCUCUAAAGCUUGGCGUGUAACUUGAGUGCAUUUCGCAAUCAGAGAUCUUGUCGGCAAAACUCUCUCUUUCCCACAUCAUGUUCACCAGACCUGACAAAGGCUAUUAGAGAGUAAAUGCAAUAAUGACAGGAUUACAUGUUUACUUUGCCAUAGUCAAACUCUAAUCUGCUGUAAUACAGGUAAAGUGCAUAAUUGCGGUAUGGUUCUUUCUCUCCCCUGGUUAGGAAACUGGAGGCGAUGCCACAGAGCCCAGAGCCCAGGAAGAAAAGAAACCACUGCCAGACCCCGUCCAGGAACUCACCCUCCCACAGUUCCUCAAAAGUGAGACUCUUUUAUAAAACCACAUCCGUCUUUUUUCUUUCCAUUUCCUUUCACUGUGUCUGUGGGUGACUACAGGGCAUUAUGGGUGACAGUCACUGAUGUAAACAUACUGAUAGUAUAUGAAAAGUAGAAGUGGUCACAUUGUGGCCUCUCUCUUCCUCUAUUGUUGCAACCCCCGUGGUAAAUAUUGUCUUAAGCAGUGAGGUCAUUAGCCAGCAAUUUGAGAGGAACUGUGGGAGGGUGAGUUCUUGGACGGGGUCUGGCAGUGGUUUCUUUUCUUCCUCGGCUCUGGGCUCUGUGGCAUCGCCUCCAGUUUCCUAACCAGGGGAGAGAAAGAACCAUACUGCAAUUAUGCAAUUAUCCCCUCCCUCCACCCUCUCCCUCCUCACCCCCCACCCCCUCCCCCCUCUCUCUCCCAGGUUUACCCCGUAUCGCCCUGCGGACCCUGCGGAACCCCAUCUACCUGUUGGUGGUGCUGGCGCAGGUCCACCUGGCAGCGAUGGUAGCCGGCCUCGCCACCUUCAUGGCCAAAUUCAUAGAGCGCCAGUUCACCCAGACCACCUCCUUCUCCAACAUGAUGAUCGGUGAGAGACACCAUUCGUUAUCUCUGUGGAACAACUUGAUUUAGAUUAAGGUUAGGAUUAGGGUUUGUCUAAUAAAUACAAAAUAGAACCAAUGGACCAAAUAAAUAUUCCACUCAAUGGAGAGUGAUUACUUUAAAAUCAAAUCUGCAAACCUCAAGUAUUUGACAUGUGUAUUUGACUCAGGUCUGAUGGGAAUAAGAAAUAUGGGGAAUAUCACAUCAUAUACACACUUAAUACUAGCUGAGAUUAAUAAUAGAGUAUGCUCCAACUCUCCAGGGGUCUAUGAAUAGGACAGAGAGCAUGGAACACUACCACAGAUACACUGCUAUUGACCAAUUGGAGGUAAUCAUUCCAGAAGACAAAGACUCCAUUGUAUGUGCAGAGCACAGGCAAUCAAACCCCUGCCGCCCACUACUGUUUAUAGCAGGGUCAAAUCUGGAUGGGAUUUAAUUUCCCUUUACCCCAGUGUUUUAGUUUGUUGUUUGGCAGGGUGCAGAAUUUCCAGCGUCAGCACGUGAAGCUGCCAAUAUCAACAUUUUCCAUGACUACCAAAUAAGGCCAACCAUUGUUAGGAGGGGGUUAACAGAGCUAGGCAGAGGGGAAACACUGGUUGCGUUACAGGUUAUUUUUCAAAAUCAGGCUGCACAAAUCUCAUGUCUCCGGAACCAUGUUAUCUUCUGAGAUCUUCUAUCUUCUGAGAUGUGCAGGGCGACUGCAAAAAACACGACCUGGAACGUGUCCACUGCUUUAAUCUGAGUGACUGUUAUGCCUUAACCUCUGUGUGCCUGUAGGUGGGGUGAGUAUCCCUCUAGCGGUGCUGGGCAUCGUGCUGGGUGGGGCUCUGAUGAGGAGGCUGAGUGUGUCUACCAGAGGCUCCGCCCUCAUGUGCACGGCAGCCAUCUUGAUGUGUAUGCUCACCGCUCUGCCUCUCCUCCUCCUCGGCUGCUCCACACAGAGGGUCACUGGCAUCUACCCCACCAAGUAGGUUACCAUUUUAAAAGGUUACCAUCACCUCUCCUAAAAACAGCACUGAAGCUUUAAGUUGCCAUUUUGUACUCCACCAGGUACCAUUUCUCUUUCUUCUUCCUCUGUUCUCAGACAGAACGGUUCAUUGGGGUGUAGCUCUGGGUGCUCCUGUCCGACCGAGACCUUUAACCCAGUGUGUGGCUCAGACGGGGUGGAGUUCAUAUCACCCUGUCAUGCAGGCUGCACGACCAAAUUACAGGACAACAACACCAUCAAAGUCCUGGUAAACUACUACACCUGCCUAUUCAUAAAUGGGCCGAAUCCUAACUUGCCCAGGCCAACCAUUUGAGGUUAAAAAGAUUGCAGAGAGAAAACUGAAGCACAUAACAGAGUGGGUGAAGAAACCCAAGAUGAUGAAUUUCCAGGAAGUAGACAUGGCAGACAGACACAGCUCAAAAGGGGCCUCACUUCUGCUUUACUGUCACUCACAGCCAGAUGUCUGCUGAAUGGAAAACAGGGUUUACAGCCAGACUCAGUAUUAUUUAGACUGAACACACACACACUCCACCACCAUACAAAGCCCGGGAGAAGAAUAUUCCCUUGGCUUGAAGCCAGAGAGACUGUUUCUUGAUAAUGCAAUUUCAUUUUGUGAGAUGAGUGAUUCUCGUUCACACCUACUAUGCCAACAGUUACUGCCAGAUGCAAUGGUGAUUGGCUGGUGGUUAACGUCAUGUGACUCUUUCUCUGACAGAACUACACAGACUGUGGCUGCAUCAAGUUCAACGGGUCCCAUGGUUAUGCGUUGCCGGGGACAUGCGGUAGCGGCUGUAAACACCUCCUCUUGCCCUUCAUGGUUCUCUCUGCCCUCACCUGCUUCAUCGCAUCCUUCUCACAGACGCCAUCAUACAUGAUGAUACUGAGGUACAGCACACAAACACACAGACAUGCACCCAUACACACAUGAACACACACACUAAUCACCUACCUACCUACAGAGAGUGUGAGAGAGUGAGAGAGUGAGAGAGAGAGAGAGAGAGAGAGAGAGAGAGAGAGAGAGAGAGAGAGAGAGAGAGAGAGAGAGAGAGAGAGAGAGAGAGAGAGAGAGAGAGAGAGAGAGAGAGAGAGAGAGAGAGAGAGAGAGAGUCAUGUGCAGUCGUCUCCCCACGGUAAAGCCAGAGGUAUCUGAGUUCUCUCACGUUCUCGCUUAUUAGUUAUUGCAGGGACACAGACACAAGUUCCAUUGCUGCUACUGUUUCAUAACAUCAUCAUCCGUCACGGUGGCUCGGUUGGUUCUAACACAUUCCUCCUUCGUUUCAGCAUGUUUGAGCCUACCCAAACCAGAUACACAUCAGCACUGUGUGUGUCUGUUGGUUGGUCUAUGAUCAGCAUGACUGGGCCUGUGGGGAUGAUAGCAAACAUAACAAGGGAAUAAAGAACUGAGCUUUCCUCUUCCUCACUGAGUAACACUUAGACAGUCCGCUAAACAUUACCUAUAGAUGUUUAACUCUUCACACACUGUCACUUUCAUUUAUCAGACAGCAACUGCACAUGUAACAACAAAUAUUUCAAGAUAAAGUGGAUGGGGGUAGUUUUUGCAUAUUGAUAUUUGAGCAAUGCAAAGUGUAUGUGUGUGUGUGUGUGUGUGUGUGUGUGUGUAUGAUGUGUGUAUAAUACGUCUGGCAUAGUUUACUGCAUCCAUUCAGCUGUUCUGUUUCACUCUGACCUAAACGCAGACUCCAUCUUGCUGGUCAGUAACUUCUUCACGCCAGAACUGGCUCUGUUACUGUGACUGAUGUUGACCCCUCUCCCAUCCUCUCCCAUCUUCUCCCUCUUCAUCCCCUUUACCCACUCUUUCACUUCUUCCUUCUCUCACUCUCGCUCUCUCCCUCUUUCUCCCCUGCAGGACAGUGAGACCAGAGGAUAAGUCUUUUGCUGUGGGAGUUCAGUACAUGCUCUUCAGAGUGCUGGGUGAGUUAUAUCAACAUUCCACAGACAGCCACACUCUCACAUAUUUGGCCGGGAUUCCAAGAAAUGUAGAUAAACGACAUAUACACAGUGAUUCACUGUUACAGUGAUGGACCUUUCUGCUCGACAUCCACGGUUUGAACAGCAAACGUCUUGGAAAAAAUGCCUUUUUAAAAAUCCAUCCCCAAAAUUCCUCUCUGGCUGUCCUGUUAGGUGACAUGAAGCAGGACCAUGUAAACUCUGAAAACACAUCUCUACAGGGAUAAUAACACAUAUCAACACUGCCACUCAAGAAUAAUAAUCUCACAGCCUCUCAGCCAAUUGUGUAUGUGUGUGUGUGCACAUGCAUGUCUGUGUGUGCGUGUGUUCACAUGGAUGUGUGUUUAUAAUUGGUGUAUGUGUGUGUCUACAGCAUUCCUGCCAGCCCCAGUCCUGUACGGCGUUGCCAUAGACACCACCUGUAUCCUCUGGGGGAAGAAGUGUGGGAGAAACACAUCGUGUCACUACUACAACAUGGACCUCUUCAGACAGAGGCAAGCACCAGCAGAUAUACCCUCCACCCGCACAAUGACUCACACCUCCAUGUCAGCCAUAUCAGCCAUACUUAGAGUUUGCACUUUUGGGACCAUUCCAUUGCACUUUAGGGACCAUUUUACCAGGCAAACUAAAUCAAGCGCAGCUCAAGUAUUUGAAAGUAUUUACCAUACAGUAUGUAUUAGACCCAGGUCUGUUAUAGAAUAUACAGAAUAUCUUGGAUAUAUUAUAUUUAUAGUUUCCUUUUAUGUCCAGGUUCCUGGGACUGCAGGUGUUGUUUGUCUGCGGAGCGUUUGUCUGCUUCCUGCUCUCUCUCCUCGUCCUGAGACAUAGGGCAGGACAACAAGGCCAGCAGGCGGGACAGAGAUACACUGUGGUGAACGGAGUAAAGAGUCCAGACAACAACACCGCCUCCAAAGAACUGCAGAGCAUGGCAGCAUGA